Messenger RNA from Lycium ferocissimum, 1740 nucleotides. RefSeq lists its product as uncharacterized. The coding region runs from base 274 to 1461 and encodes 395 amino acids. The record is from RefSeq and is a predicted model, not a curated record. NCBI's taxonomy places the organism in Eukaryota, Viridiplantae, Streptophyta, Magnoliopsida, Solanales, Solanaceae. The transcript is spliced from 3 exons.
GUACUUCUUUUUGAGCCCGUUUGGAUUGGCUUAUAAGCUGUUUUCAGCUUUUUUGAGUGUUUGGCUGGCCAGCUUAAAGUCAUUUUGUGCUUAAAAUAAGCUCAAAAAAAUAAUUGGACCCAUUUAACUUAAUUUAUCUAAAGCAGCUUAUAAGCUGAAAACAGCUUAUAAGCCAAAAAAAAUAAGUUGGACUACCCCAACUUAUUUUUUUCAGCUUAUAAGCUGCAAACAGCUUUAAGUUAUAAGCCAAUCCAAACGGGCUCUUUGCAUGAUAUGGUGCUCGUGGUGAAUUUUAGCUUUAAUCCAGUCAUGGGCCCUAAAUAUGAAAUUGGAACCCGUAAUCAUUCUCGAACAGAUGCAGUGGUUACUAAAAAUGAACAUGAGGCCAGUUCACCAAUAAUCUUUCUCCUGGAUUCUGAACAUGAGAGUGAAAGUAGAACAAGCUUGGGUUCUAUCUUAAAUGAAAGUGCUUCAGGGUCAAGUAAGAGUUCAGAACUUUCUUGUUCCAUGUUUUCAUCCUCGUCCGGUUAUUCCUCGGAUCAUUUCAUACUAGUGAAUCCAAAAAUAGCAUCCAACUCUAUCUCAUUAAAAAUACCAUCUUCUAAAUUUCUUCCGGAUGACAAAUUGGAAUUGAAUACAUUAACAAGCUCUGCCUCGGAGGUUUUAGACAUCACUGAUGAAUCAUUAUUGACAACCGUGCCAAGCACAAAAUGUCCUUCUAUCCAAGUGAUGGAGAGGCAAGGAGGUUACGAUCCCAACAGAGUUCCGUCUUCCAUUUUCGAAAGUAAAUCUUCAACACCUAAUGAAUGGAGUGCUGCCUCUGACGAGUCAUUAUUUAGUAUCAACGUCAGUCUUUCGAGGGAUCAUAAUUCUCGCGAACUAAGCAGGUGUGUGGAAUUGGACAGAUGUGAAGAACUUAGUAAGUCUGGCGAGCUAAUUAGCUUUGGGCACUUACCAGCUGUAAAAGAAGAACAUAUGGAAACGAGCUUCGAUGCAAAAAGAGGUGUGGUUACUGGAAACAACUUUAUUGAAACAGGAACGCAACAUAAACCAAUUAAGAAAGAAGUCCAUUUUGAAGGGGAAACAAAAUUAAGAGGGAACAGGGACUUCUCAAUUGCUGUGGGCCAUUCCGAAGGAAACGGAGGGUUUAGAGACUCCUACAGCGCCCCUCACCAUUCCGAUGGUAAUGAUAAGUCUUUAGCUUCUCCAAUAGAUAAAAAGUCCGCAGAACCUUUUUGCCAUGUUGUUUAUUACACAAAAAAGAAGUCUAGAUGGCCGUUAUGCUUCUAUUCCCAUUGUAGCUGCGGGUCGUGUUGCUCUAGAUGGCCAAGCUGUUGUUGUAAGAGUGCAAGUUGCUUGUCUUGUAAGUGGUCAAGCUGGAUAUGUUUCUCUUGUAAGUGGUUAAGCUGGUCUUGUUGUUUCCAUAAGUGGCCAAGCAAACAGGGCUGCUGCUGCAAAUGAUCAAGAUACUACCUUUCUUAUCCAACUUGGCCCAGCAGAACUGUAGUGACGGAGUCAGGAUUUUCACCAAGGAGAUUCAUUGUCUACUAUACAUACAUAAAAACAGAUUUUGACAUGGAUUUUGACCUUGUAUAUAAAGUGUGAUUUUUGGCUAAGGGGGUUCAGCCCCUGCGCAAAAGCAUAACUAAGGCGGGUAUUACUUCUGGUCGAAUCGUGUAUAUACAUAUAUAACUUUUAAAGAUACAUAUAUACAUAUAAUAAAAUCGCACUUGUUUAGAA